Cryptomeria japonica (Japanese cedar) is the source of this 2636-nucleotide messenger RNA. Its product is annotated as protein PHOX1. Bases 215 to 2230 code for a protein of 671 amino acids. Gene Ontology annotation, molecular function: protein binding. Lineage: Eukaryota; Viridiplantae; Streptophyta; Pinopsida; Cupressales; Cupressaceae. The record is from RefSeq and is a predicted model, not a curated record. The transcript has 2 exons.
AACGGCUUUUUGGCUUCUUUGCCUUACGGGUGUGAGACGCACUGGCCGCCAUUGUUAUUGUUUUUGUUGUCGUAACUGAAGAGUCAAGACGACCCAAUUUGGGUUUUAUAAUCCAAUACGAUAUUUGGGUGGUUUGAAUCCAAUCGUUUUGGGAAGAAGCACUCAUUUGGUUUUGUUGUGUGAUUGAGGGUCUCUGUAUAUUGUUCUACAUUCAAUGGGGAGGUCAGGAAGAAAGAAGAAGAAAAGUGCAAGCACACGGCCAGUAAGGAGGGGAAGCUCAGUAGCAAGCAAGGGAGAGAGUGAUGGAACAGCAGUUUCUAUCAAGAAAGCCCAAGAUUUGAAAAACCAAGGCAACGCAAAUUUUCAGAACAAGAGGUAUGUGGAAGCCAUGGAGCUAUAUGCCAAGGCUCUCAAGCUUGUGUCCCCCGACCACAGUGAGAGUGCUUUUUUGCAUAGCAAUAGAGCAGUUUGUUUGAUGAACAUAGAGCCUGUGGACUAUAAGGGGGUUGUUGAGGAGUGUAGUUUGGCUUUGGCUACCAGUCCUCAUUACAAAAAGGCUCGUUUGAGAAGGGCCAAGGCCUAUGAAGCUUUGGGGAAGGUAGAUAUGGCUUUGCAAGACGUGGAGGCUCUUCUCCAGGCAGAACCCAAUGAUAUGGAUGCUCUGGACAUUGCACAGAGGCUGACAACAAAUGUAAAAGAGGGGGAGGAAGAAGAAGAAGAAGGAAAAAAAGCUCUGGACAUUGCACAGAGGCUGACAACAAAUGUAAAAGAGGGGGAGGAGGAAGAAGAAGAAGAAGGAAAAAAAGAUAAUGAUGCAGCAGCAGCAUUGGAGGAGGUUGAAAGUAGAGCGGUGAAGUUGGUAUAUCAUGAUGAUAUCAGGCUUGCGCAGAUGCCAUUAAAUUGCAGGCUGUCGGAGGUGAGGGAAAUUGUGAGAGAGAGGUACCCAAGUUCUAGGGCCGUUCUGAUCAAAUACAAGGAUUCAGAGGGCGAUCUUGUAACUAUUACAAAUACCCAAGAACUUAGAUUGGCUGAAAAGGUUGGGGAUUCAAGUGAAUACUUGAGGUUGUAUGUGGUUGAGGUUGACCCAAAUCAGGAGCCCUUGUUUGAGGAUGCUAACUACUGCAAAGAUGAUAGGGUGAAGAUGAACGGGAACGGGGUCAAAGGGGGUAUUGCCGGCAGUGAAGUGGAAUUGGACAAGUGGAUAUAUGGAUUUGCGCAGUUGUUUAGGACACAUCUUGGUAUAGACCCAGAAGCACACAUGGAUUUGCAAAUAAUGGGUAUGGAAUUCUGUUCAGAGGCUUUGGGAGAGGCUGCAACAAGUGAAGAUGCCCAACGUUUGUUUCAGAUGGCAGCAAGCAAGUUUCAGGAGAUUGCAGCUGUGGCCUUGUUUAAUUGGGGUAAUGUCCACAUGUGUACAGCGACGAAGAAGAUUCAUCUGGAAGAAAAUUCUUCGAAGGAAGAGAUCAUGACUCAACUUCAAGCUGCUUAUGAUUGGGCCCAGGGGGAAUAUACUAAAGCAGGGCAGAAAUAUGAGGAAGCUUUGAGGAUAAAGCCAGACUUCUAUGAAGGCCUCCUUGCAUUGGCACGGCAGCAUUACGAGAGUGGCAGACUUGGUUGCUCCCUGGCUCUUGCUACUAAUAUUGAGUUAGAGGAAUGGGACGCUUCAGAAACACUCCAUCUUUUCAGUAUCGCAGAGGAGAAGAUGCAGAUGGGCAUUGAAAUGUGGGAGAGAUUGGAAGAGCAGCAUCUGCAGGCCUUAAAGAAUCCUCUUCCAAGCAUAGAAUUGUCAAAGAAAAGUAGCUUCUCUAAUGGCUUCAAGGAGGAGGUGCUAUCAGCUGAUGAUGUUGCAGAAAGCGCUGUUGAAAUGAGGUCCGAGAUCAAUCGAUUCUGGGGGAACAUGCUUUUUGAUCAUUCGGAUGUUGAGUUCAAAUUGGGAUUGCCGAUGUGGGAAGAACAUUUGGAAGCUGCCGUUGAGAAAUUUAAGUAUGCGGGAACAUCUCCAACAGACAUUGCCGUACUGCUGAAGAACCAUUCAUCCAAUGCAAUCAAUCAAGAAGGUUUAGGUUUCAAGAUCGAUGAGAUAGUCCGUGCAUGGAACGAGAUGUGCGAGGCCAAAAGGUUGCGUAAUAAGAACACCUCAUUUAGACUAGAGCCUUUGUUCUGGAGAAAGGUACCAAGAUUGCAUCAAAUACUGGAACAUGUACCGACUAUGUGGCAUGGAAUGGGUUGAUAUCAUAUCCAUGUCAUUCAUUGUAAAAUGGUUUCAAUUGAUUUCAGGCUAUUAAUGUGCCUCCAUUAGGUACAAGUGAGUUGUGAAGUUGUGAAAUGUAGGUACGCAGAUAUAUUUUUCUUCAAGUCUGGUUUGAGUAGAUUCAGUUGGUUUUGUGGAAAUUUGAAUUAUUAAAGUGGGCGAGAAUAGAAAUUAUGCGUUUUUUUUGUAAGCAAGAAUGGUAUACCCUCCUUCCUCUCCAUUUUUUAUUGAAUUUGGGAUAUGGAACAUGUCAUAAUCCCUUAUAAUUAUCAUAAAGAAUGCUGAAACUUGUAUUAGAAUGAUGGAGCAAUUUUCUCAAAAAUUGUAAUUGUAGAUGCAAAGGCAAUUUCUUUUCAGUAAAGAACUGUAUUUUUUUUUUCUGCUC